This is a messenger RNA of Pistacia vera, 492 nucleotides long. Its product is annotated as loganic acid O-methyltransferase-like. Gene Ontology annotation, biological process: methylation. Gene Ontology annotation, molecular function: S-adenosylmethionine-dependent methyltransferase activity. The record is from RefSeq and is a predicted model, not a curated record. Lineage: Eukaryota; Viridiplantae; Streptophyta; Magnoliopsida; Sapindales; Anacardiaceae. The coding region runs from base 1 to 492 and encodes 163 amino acids. The transcript has a single exon.
AUGGAAGCUGUGAAGGUAAUAAUUGAUGAAGCGAUUGCAAAGGAGCUGGAUUUAAGAAAUCUUCCUUUGUCCUCAAAUACAUUUUCUAUAGUAGAUUUAGGGUGUUCAAUUGGACCAAACACAUUCAUCGCCGUCCAAAAUAUACUAGAAGCUAUCAAACAAAUAUACCAAUCCCUCAGCCUUGAUUAUCAGAUUCCUGAAUUCUCAAUAUUCUUUAACGAUCAGACAUCAAAUGAUUUCAAUGCCCUCUUCGCUUCUGUCCCUCCGAAUCGGCAGUACUUUGCAGCGGCCACGCCGGGUUCUUUCCAAGGCCGGUUAUUCCCUGAAUUUGCUGUUCAUUUUUUUCAUUCAUCUAAUGCAAUUCACUGGCUUUCCAAGGUUCCCGAGGAGUUGAUGGACAGGGAAUCUUUGGCUUGGAACAAAGAAAGGGUUCAUUACACUAAUGCUAGACAGCAAGUUUAUGAUGCAUAUGCAUCCCGAUCAUUAAAUUAA